UAUUUAUGACAUUGGCAAUAUUUCUUUGGAUCGUCAUAACAAAAUUGAUGCCAAAAUUUUGCUCGGCUAUAUUCCCAGUCUUGAUUAUUGUAGUACAUCUAAAAAAAAAACAGCACAAUUUAGGUUAGCAGCCCAAAAACUUUUUCAUAAAGCACUUGCAACAAUACUUAGACCGUUAAGGUCUUUAAGUAAUAAUGGCAUUCAUUUAUAUGUUAAUGAUUGUGAUGCGAUGAAUAAUGUUCAUCUUGAAAAAGAAAACAUAAACAUCCGCAAUGAGAAUACAACUAAGGAUUUUUUGCAGUGGAGUAAGGGUAAUGGUAAGCAAAUAUCAUUACAUCAUAUUAAGAAUGCUUUGUGGAAGCAUCC
Racocetra fulgida is the source of this 366-nucleotide messenger RNA. Lineage: Eukaryota; Fungi; Glomeromycota; Glomeromycetes; Diversisporales; Gigasporaceae. The record is from the annotation of a GenBank genome assembly.